This is a messenger RNA of Adineta ricciae, 669 nucleotides long. The record is from the annotation of a GenBank genome assembly. NCBI's taxonomy places the organism in Eukaryota, Metazoa, Rotifera, Eurotatoria, Adinetida, Adinetidae.
AUGCAUCAAAAAAAGUAUCGUGAAAAACUGAAAGCGAAAAGUUCGAAUAAUCCUCAUUCAUCAACAUACAAAACUCGUCAGUCCUCAGGAAAAGCGCUUCAACGUACUUUACGAUCGUUACCCAAAGAUCCACAGAAGCCUCAUGACGUCGUUCAACAUAGUGCUCAACAAUAUAAUGCUAUUCCACUCGUUCAUUUAUCGUGGCAUUUUUUCGCAACAGCCCACGGCAAGGAUGUCGUCGACAGCAUCGGGAGGACAAUUAAACGUUUGGUUUAUUUAGCAAUAUUAAGUGGACAAAGUUGUGCUUCAGCAGCUGAUUUCGUUCGCAUUGGUCAAACAAAAACGACAGCGAUUGAACUCAUUGAGAUGGAACAAUAUCGAAUCGAUGAUUCCAAAGCACAAUUGGAAGAACUUUGUAGAGUUGAGGGCCACGAAAAAUUUCUUGCAAACUUAAUUGCGCGCAAAGAAUUACACAAAGAUAUUCGAGGCAGUCAUGGGCCUAUUAACGCUGAAAAGAACUGUAUCAAUUGCAUUACGACUUUCUCGGCUGGAUUGAAGGAAAUCCACGUACUGCUAAAACACAGUCAACAUCAGUGGUGUAACCAACAAUCAUUGACAAUCAAAGUAAGGUGUAUUAAAUACAGCCUAACUUCAUUAUAUCAUGGUUAA